Zasmidium cellare ATCC 36951 is the source of this 2133-nucleotide messenger RNA. RefSeq lists its product as uncharacterized. The transcript is spliced from 3 exons. Gene Ontology annotation, molecular function: methyltransferase activity. The record is from RefSeq and is a predicted model, not a curated record. NCBI's taxonomy places the organism in Eukaryota, Fungi, Ascomycota, Dothideomycetes, Mycosphaerellales, Mycosphaerellaceae. Gene Ontology annotation, cellular component: nucleus. Bases 1 to 2133 code for a protein of 710 amino acids.
AUGUGCAAACGCUGCCGUUUUGGCCGCAACGCCGUUCCAUAUGAUAUCGUCGACAUACUCUCCGACGAGGAGUCAGAUGUGGAGUACAUUCCAAAGCGCAUAGCUAGCUCCAGUCGACGUGUUCCUAUUCAAGUCAAUGAAGACGAGGACCAAGAGGCUAUUGAUCUCACCGGGGAUGAUGACGACGACUUCAUCCGUGAGCUUACGCCCAACGAGCUGAAGACUAUCGAAGGCAGAGACAAGACUGCUGGAAGCGUACUUCCAGGCUUCAGACUGAUUAGCAAUGUCACAACCUCGCAUGGAUUGCACAUAUCGACCAGCCUAGAGGAGCCAACGGAGGUCGAACUUCCAGACGGUGACUUUCUCCGCGUGCUUUACAUUUACCAGCACCUCUUCACCCGGGAAGUCAUCCUGAAAGGCAUUCUGCUCAGACGUGUGCGCCGUGUGCAUCGCUAUUACAAAAAGAACAGAAACGAGCUUUGCGCCAUUCUCCAACAGAAUAGGGACAUGGAGGAUCUCACUCUGGACAGCUCGUUGGUGACUCGCUCUCUUGGCGAAGUCGUGCAGAUUCGCAACAUUGUCUUCACCAACGCAGACUUCCCAAGCUUCAGCUUUCGCUCCGACCCUCAGCUCUUCGGGCCGCACGCAACCGCCAACAACAAGAACAUUGAGGACACUGCUGUACUUGUUUGUCGUUUCAAGUACAUAGAGUGCUGCAAUGCUGCCAACGGCAAAGUCAUGAUGGAGGUUCUGCUAGACCUACGCGAGCAUGAGGCAGACAAGGGCAAAGGCGUGUCAGACUUGGCGAAGAAGCAGCGUUGGUUGAGCGGUGGUGAGAAGCAAGAGGUGGUGGUCCUUGACGAUGACAGUCCUAAAUCAGAGCCUAUGGACUCCAUCAAGAAAGAGAAGCGCACUUCUCUAUCUGAUGUGCCUGCACACCAGCCGUUCGAUAAGAAGAGAAAGAUCGUCGUCGAUCUGACGAGCGACGAUGAGUCAGAGGAGGUCACUGAGCAGACGCGAAAGACUUUCAUCACGGACACGUUCAAGCGAAGCAAGCUGGGCGGUGGUUUAGUACAGCGCCGAGAGCGUACGUCAGUCACCAGUUUUACGAAGAUCACCAAGUCUCGCUCUUCGUCAGUAUCCAGCAUCCGCACGUUUGGCCGUGGCACGGCAGUUCCGGUGAAGCCUUAUACUUAUGGCGACAUCUGUGCAGGUGCGGGCGGCAUGGCUCGAGGCGCUGCAGACCACGGCUUUGUCGUGAACUUCCUCCUGGAUCACUGGUCGACUGCCUGCGACACGCUUCGUCGAAACUGGCCACGAGCUAAGGUCCUUGAGGCCAGCAUCUUCGACUUUUGCACCAAGCUUACUUUCCAGGGCUACAUGCGUGUGGAUAUACUGCAUAUCAGCUUCCCCUGUCAGACUCAUUCUCUCGCGCACACUCGCCCUGGCAAGGAUGACGAUGCGAAUGAGGCUGCUGCAUUGUCGGUUGGUGACCUGCUGAGGAAGUGCCGGCCUCGUGUGGUUACAUUCGAACAGACUUGGUCCAUCUUGAUCGACCGACGUCGCCCGCAUUUUCAGGCACUUGUCCAUCAACUGACCAGUAUGGGCUACAACGUGCGCUGGAAGGUUUUGAUCUGCUCCGAGUACGGCAACGUCCAGCCACGAAAGCGACUUUUCGUCAUCGCCUCCUGCCCCGGCGAGCCACUCCCUCCUUUCCCGAAGCCGACUCAUGGCCCAGGUCGCAAGCCCUUCGUGACGAUCAGAGACCGACUCGCCCUCAUUCCCCAGAGUGUACUCCCUCACAUGCAACAGCAUACCAAGAAGGACGCCGCACCAUACAAUCCCAACCGCGUCCUCCGAGCUGCUAUCACCUGUGAUGGCGGCCAGGGAGACGUUCAUCCCAGCGGCAAGCGUUCCUUCAACAUGCAGGAGCUUGCUUCACUCGCCGGCUUUCCACCACGCCAUCAAUUUACGGGCUUCAAGACCGCCAUUCGGAAGCAGAUCGGCAAUGCGGUACCCAGCAUGGUUGCGAAAUCCAUCUUCCAGGACAUCGAGAAGAGCAUGAGGCAGGCGGAUAGGGAUGAGGAAGUGAGAGAUGCACAGCUGAGGCGUGAGGAUAUUGAGAUUGAUUGA